UUCCGUGUCACUCGCGUGACAAGACCAGACGGAGAAACCGAGCAUCUACCCGGCGGAGGUGGCGCGACCGAGGAGGAGAAGCCGAAGAAGACUCCAGAUGGGGCUCGGCGCGUCCGGAUUGACGUCGUCCCUGCACAUCGUCAUGCUGGGCCUGGACUCGGCGGGCAAGACGACGGUGCUGUACCGGCUCAAGCUCAACGAGUUCGUCAACACGGUGCCCACCAUCGGCUUCAACGCCGAGAAGGUGCGCCUGAAAGGCGGCGUCGCCUUCCAUGUGUGGGACGUGGGCGGCCAGGAGAAGCUGCGGCCGCUCUGGAGGUCGUACAGCCGCGCCGCCGACGGGCUCGUCUACGUCGUCGACUCCGUGGACGCCGAGCGACUCGAGGAGGCGCGCACCGAGCUGCACAAGGUGACGCUCCUGCCUGAGAACCGCGGCGCCCCGCUGCUGGUCAUCGCCAACAAGCAGGACCUCCCGCGCUCGCUCCAGGUCGAGGCCAUCGAGCGCGGCCUGGGCCUCGGGGAGCUGGCGCCCGCCACCCGCUACCACGUGCAGCCCGCCUGCGCCAUCAUCGGGGAGGGGCUGCGCGAGGGCAUGGACAAACUCACGCGCAUGAUACACGACCGGCGAAAAAGCCUCGCCGGCAGCAAGCGGCAACGACACAACGCCAAGUGACGAGAGGAGGAGCCCGGCGAUGGUGAUGUCGUCGCUGUGAUGACACAAAUGACAAGGGGAGUGGGAGGGGCCUGGAUGUUGUGAUGUCAUCACUGUGAUGACAUGGGCAGUAGCGAGACUCACAUACACGCACUCUCACAUGCAGAGCAGCAUUAAUAAACACUCUCACACAUGCUAACAAAUACACACAAGUGCAUACUAACACAUUCACAAACACCUACACACACGUAAGUAUACAAACACACACAUUCAUUCACACAGAUAUACAUAAACGCACACAUUCUUGCACACGACGUAAAUAUACAUACACUCACAUACAAAUUCACAUGCACAUUGACUCUUACACACACACAUAAAUACAGACAAACAGACACACGUGCGCACAUAUAACUACAAAUACGCAUGCACACUAACGCUCUCUUAAGUACACACACACACACACACACACAGAUUGAGGGUUAAGAGGAGAGUCUGAAGGGGGUGAUGUCAUCCCGGUGAGGAUCAGGAAGCAAAACAAAAACAGGCGGGCCUGUUAAUGGUGGACUUCCUUAUAUGGGCUUCCUCAUCUGGACUUCCUUAGCUGCACUUUGCUAACAUGACAACGCUAACGUGCUAACCAGCACACCUGUGCGUGUGUGGACUGAACUUUUUGGAGAGUAUUAAACAGUUCAAAGCCAGAUUUGAGUGUUUAUUUGU
Messenger RNA from Phycodurus eques (leafy seadragon), 1369 nucleotides. RefSeq names its product ADP-ribosylation factor-like protein 4C. Gene Ontology annotation, cellular component: cytoplasm. The transcript is spliced from 2 exons. Gene Ontology annotation, molecular function: GTPase activity; GTP binding. Bases 98 to 673 code for a protein of 191 amino acids. Gene Ontology annotation, biological process: endocytic recycling; intracellular protein transport. The record is from RefSeq and is a predicted model, not a curated record. Lineage: Eukaryota; Metazoa; Chordata; Actinopteri; Syngnathiformes; Syngnathidae.